CUCAGAGAAUGCCAACGCCUGGUGCCUACACAGUUCUGAUCAUCUUUAGACCUAACCCUUCUGUCUGCCAUUGUUCUCUCAACUUUAGAAAAAAUUAAUAUGUGCACAGAUUUAUGCACACCCAAGUGUUUGAAUGGAUUCUGAUAUUGCAGAUGCAGGCAACUCUUUCUCUAGCUAAUAUAGAUCUCAAAAAAUAGCCAGAACCCAGACAGAUUAUAAUUAAUUAAUUAUAUUCUCAUAGUCCAUGCAUAUUAAUAUGGAUAUAAAUUGCAUGUAUGUAUAUAUAUGCCAAGAGCUCUAUAAUCUAUGCACAGUGAUCGUAUCCCUUUAAGAAAGACAGCUCCCUAGACUAUGUAACUCAUUAAGAAAGACAGGUCCCUAGACCAUGUAGUCUGUUUCUGCAACCCUCCCAAAAUAGCUUUGAAGUCCACUAUAUUUUAUUAUAUGAGAUGGGUAUAAGUGAAGAUCUCAUAUGUGAGUUUUUUUUUGAAGGCAAGCAAGAUGGGUAUGAGUGAAAAUAUUCUCAUGCAAAGUUGAGAUUGUGGUAGUGAACUUUUGGAAUGGUUGAACAGCUAAGAGAGCAUCUCCAUGCACCAUUUUCCGAGGUUGUAUUUGCCUGAUCGAGCAAGUACAUUGUACCGAUGAUCAGUUUUUUGAUAAUAGAAUUGCCAGCUUCUUUUUCUAUCACAUAUUUCAAUCAGUCUGCACCCAAGUACUCAUGAUGAGCGGUUUCUUUCCUCUGAUCAGAUUGUCCACUCAAUGUCUGAAGUGUAGGUAGUACUUAGGAUGCUAUAAAUUUAUAGGAGGGACAAGUUACAAUGUGUUUUCCAGAGGAUAUUCUUCGAAACCUUGUAUGAGGAUUUGAAGAUAGAUUACUCAACAAAUGGUCUGGGAAUGCCAUGUACUGAUGAUUAAGAUUGGAGAUUAGAUGGGUGAUAUGAGCAAGCUGCUUUCCCUUCAGAGGAUAUGAGGUACUGAUCGGUUACCCAAGAUAGGGGACCAUGAAUGGAUGCUUUCUAUUUACAUGAAACUAUAGUCUAACCGACAAAUACCGAGGUACCCACCAUGAGUUUCUGUUGAUUUAUAUGGUUAGGUCAAUGAUAAUACAGGAAGUUUCAGGAUAGGAUUCUAAACAUAUCUGUUUUCCAAUGAUAUUAUAAUCAAGAAGUUGUACCGACCAGUCUUUUCAAGCUGAAAGACAGGAUCUCAACAAUCUGUGGAGUACCAAAUAGUUUCAAGGCAGGAGCUCAGAAAAUAUUUACCAUGUAUUGCACCGAAGCAGAGAGCUGUUUCAGGCCUUGUUCCAACAGGCCUAGCAGUCUGGAUCUUUUUGGCCCUGCAUCUCAUUCUUCUUCUUUCCAGAGUAGUCCCCAACAAAUUCCCAAUGCUUUGGGCUAUGGGUAUGAAGAUAGCAGUCAGCAGCCCAAAAGAUUGCAGGAAGAGGACUUGAUAGGGCGUUUGGAUGAGUGUGUUUCAGAUGCCAACUCUGCUAAUUAUUCUCCAGUAGAUUGUACACUCUCUCUUGGGACACCAUCAACGAGAUACUCAAGUACAAAACAAGGAGCCUUCACAGGCAGCAUGGAAGGAAGGGACAUUGCAUCUGAUCCAUUCAAGGGAACUUGUGCUUCCUACACAUGGAACAACUCUUCCUCAAAUAAUGUCUCUUGGCAAGCACCUCUGGACUACUCCAGAGACAUGAGUUUUGCCAAUGCAAAGCAAGGAAGACCAACAACCUAUGGAAACAUGUUUAACCAAAAUAGUGUUUCCAAUGGUCGGAUGAUUCAUAAAUCUGGACGCAAUGGAUCAGAAAAUAUAAGUUCUGUGGGAAGAAAAUGUGCAAAUUGUGAUACCACCACAACACCUCUCUGGAGAAAUGGUCCCAAGGGUCCUAAGUCGCUCUGCAAUGCAUGUGGUAUUCGUUACAAGAAAGAAGAGAGGCGUACUGCAGCCUGCACUGAUCCUCAUCAAACCAAGAAGAACAAUCAGGAUGAUAUAUAUGAAAACAGUUACAAUAUGAAUAUGAUCCAUGGGUGCUGCACAGAUGAUAUGACUACCAACACCAGGGAAGCCAGUUGCUUGACAUGGCAGGGAAGCUCCUGUGUAUACCUUCAAAGACCAAACUCUUUGUUAAGUAUGCACCAAGCUGAAAAUAAUAUUCCAAGGACAUUGCCAACUUCUUCUUAUGCAGACGAAGGCCCUACAUUGCUUUUUGGCCGGUCUGUGGACUAAAGAAGAUUUAUAUAAAUAUCUCAAAGUCAGUGAGUGACAUGACAUUACCUGCUCCUGCUGCUGCCUGCACACUCAACUUUUUCAUGAAGUAAGAAUAUACCCACAUGCUCCUCCUUUUGGGUGCCUUGUCGUUAUAUCACACAAGCAUAGUCAUUUUAUAAGCUCUUCUUUGUAUAGAUUAUUUGUAACUGCUAUUCUCUCUUCAGCAAAGGGGCAGGCUCUAGGUUUAGGUAUGAGGGAUUAGGUUUUCAUUCUUCUCAAAUGGUUAGAGUUGGAACAUAUGAAUACUGUAUGAACAUUUGUUUUAUUGGGGAACGAAUGUUUCUGCAGCUGUUCAUAUUGCUUUUAGUUUUUGGAUGACCUGAAUAGUUAUUGUUAUAAUGCUUACUGAAUGAAAUGAACAAUAAGUGAUUUCUAUGAAACUGAA
Messenger RNA from Cryptomeria japonica (Japanese cedar), 2656 nucleotides. RefSeq lists its product as uncharacterized. The record is from RefSeq and is a predicted model, not a curated record. Gene Ontology annotation, biological process: regulation of DNA-templated transcription; flower development. The transcript has 2 exons. NCBI's taxonomy places the organism in Eukaryota, Viridiplantae, Streptophyta, Pinopsida, Cupressales, Cupressaceae. Gene Ontology annotation, molecular function: DNA-binding transcription factor activity; zinc ion binding; sequence-specific DNA binding. The coding region runs from base 1264 to 2229 and encodes 321 amino acids.